AAGCAUUGCUAGAGGUACCAAGAGUUUCAGCACAGAUGUUAGCCUUGGUUACAGGAAAGAUUCAGAGCCUGGCAAGAGCUUUUUCCCCAGCUCAAGUGAAAACAGUGGAAGAUAUUCAGUGGCUAGUGGGGAACUUAAGAAGUUGGAACAGGUAUCUAGCAUGGAAACCCUCCAAAACAAAAGUAGUUUUUGUAGAUGCCUCAAUAAUUGGUUGGUGUGGAGUUUACCAAGAACUAAUAGCUGCAAGAAAUUGGACAUACAGGUUAACAGCAAAUGUUAUAGCUCAACUCGAAGCUAUUGCAGUGCUUCGAAAAGUCAUUGCCAGAGAAAUCUGGAAAGUUUGUUUAGACAAGGAUAUGAGAUCUACUGUACAAGAGGGAGGAAGUAGAUUUGCUGUUGCUAUUAGAAAUAAUUCAACCAGGCCUGUCAGGCUUUUUGAAGCUAUACAACAACAGUCACUAGAAGCUAAAAGCAAUCUGAAUAGAUUGAUCAAAAAGCUUUUAGAACAUGCAGAUUUCUUAGUUAAAAAUGCCAUUAGUGAUGCAUAUAGAAAAAGGUUGGUUAAAGUAUGGAGUAUGUUUGUAGAAUUCACUAAAAGGGUUAGAUAUAAAUCUUACUCGGCUUCAGUUACUGUAGUUGCUGCAUAUUUGGCCUGGUUGGAAAUCUCUGGACGGAGUUCAGAAUUAGUAAGUUGCUUGGUAGCUAUUUCAAGGAUGCAUAAAUUGAGAGGUUUAUAUGAUCCAACCAAAAGUAGUGUAAUACAGGCAGUGGUCAUUGGAAUUAAAAGAGCUAUCUGUGAUUUGGCAUUUGUUACUCUGAGCUUAAGAACAAUAAGACGCCCAGGGAAACUUUGUGAGUUAAAAGUAAAGGAUUUAUAUUUAAGAGAUGAGCUGCUUUGGAUUAGGAUAAAUAGGUCCAAAACAGACCAAUUAGCUAAAGAAAAGUUUGUACCUAUUGAGCAAACGAAUAGCAGAUAUUGUCCAGUUAGGAGGGUAGUAGAAUAUUUUAAAAUCAGGCCAAAGACAGAGGAUAAUGCACCUUUUUUCCUGUUUAAAACAGGAAAAAAGAUGACGGUCUCAUCAGUUUUAGCUAUAGUUAAAAGGUUUGCUGACUAUACUAAUUUGCAAGAUAAAUUUACGGCCCAUAGCUUAAGGAUUGGAGAGGCCACUGUAGCUAUGAGAGGUGGAUUGAUGAUAGAGCAAAUUCAAGCAAUUGGUGGCAAGGUUUCAGAAGUUGCUCAGCUUUAUAUGUUAUCAGUAGGUAUAGCAGAGUUAGAAGCAUCAGCAUUGAUGGG
This is a messenger RNA of Scutellospora calospora, 1294 nucleotides long. NCBI's taxonomy places the organism in Eukaryota, Fungi, Glomeromycota, Glomeromycetes, Diversisporales, Gigasporaceae. The record is from the annotation of a GenBank genome assembly.